Messenger RNA from Vitrella brassicaformis, 1154 nucleotides. The record is from the annotation of a GenBank genome assembly. Lineage: Eukaryota; Vitrellaceae.
CAAGACACACUGAUAGUGAGCGAGCGUUGCCGAGAGACAGACAGGCAGAAAGGCAGACAGACAUCUGACUGACGUGGAUGACCGAAAGGAGGACAACUCGUGUGUGUGCAGGGCUGAUCAGUUAAGGGCCCAUCAAGGGAGGUCACUUGAAAUACACGCACACAUACCCGCUCUUCAGAUUCAACUAACAACCCCCCUCCUCACACAAACAAAGGCUAGCCCUCUUCUCUCCCCAUGUUAGCCAUAACAUCGGCGACACUCACCCCACCACCGUCCCCCUGUCGAUGACGUCACUCUCGAGACCGAAUCGCCGCAGCAGACGGCGGGCGGCACCCACCGACUCUCGGAAGCGGUCGGCGAGCGGAUGAGACCGAUCGGCAGCAGAUGCCUCGGUCGUGUACAGGUGGAUGCGGCCAUUGCACACCACCAGAUACGCCGCAACGGUCUCGCUCGGCCGGAAUCCGCUCACAAUCACAUAACGACUGUCCCUCACAUUACCAUGGUUCAGAUUGCCCUCAUCGUAGCGGAAGUCGACAGCGAUGCCCUGCUCCUCUGUGAUGGCGUCGGUCAGCAGACGGCCAAAGCGAGGGUCACUACUGCCGAUGUUGGCCCACAGCAUCCUCCUCUUGUCCUCUCCCUCUUCAUGGCACCAGAGGCCGAGUACCCUGUCCAGCACCGCGUUCAGCAGGAAUGCCGAGAAUGAGGGGAAGAGAUUGCCGCUCCACCGGAUGACGGGGUCGGUCCGCUUGUAGCCGUCAGCAUAGCGAUGGCCGCCCGGCAGCUCACCCAACGGCACCACACGAAACGUCACGUUGCCAAUCCGAUAGAGUCCGUCAUUGCCGAUUUGCUGCAGCGCCAGGCCGGUCCCUCUGUAUGGGAGCUGUCGGCCGAUGAUCUUGUAGAUGGCCAUCGCCAAUGGCAGCUGGUGGAAUGCCGUCCUGCUGGAAAGGUCGGCUGUCAGCCGCUGAGCCGACAGCACCAGGGGCAGCCCAUUGGCAGGCGUCAGCCGAUAGAUGGCGGCCAGCCGGAUGAACCGCCCCAUCGCAAGGCCACUCGUUGCUGCCCUGCUCCAGCACAUAGGCCGCCCGCAGCACAUAGCUGAAUGGGAGAGGGGCGGUGCGGUCGACGUCGAUGAGGCCGGUGAGGGAGUGGCG